This is a messenger RNA of Mizuhopecten yessoensis (Yesso scallop), 8203 nucleotides long. Its product is annotated as protein FAM135A-like. Bases 122 to 3958 code for a protein of 1278 amino acids. NCBI's taxonomy places the organism in Eukaryota, Metazoa, Mollusca, Bivalvia, Pectinida, Pectinidae. The transcript is spliced from 22 exons. The record is from RefSeq and is a predicted model, not a curated record.
CUGGCAUGUCAGUCAGUUUACAUUAGACAUGAUCGCUAGGGUAAUCCCAAAUUACGUCCAAACUUGGCCUUUCUGGUGAGGGUUGACCCGGAAAGAAUAGACCGAAACACUCACAAGAGGUAUGACUGAACUUCAGGCUACUCUCGAGUUCUCGGUGGAGUACAACAAGUUCUACAAUGUUGAUCUGUUUCAGAGAGGGUAUUAUAAUAUAAGAACCAGUCUGAAGACAAGUCCAAAGACUCCAGCUAAGAUAGAGGUGACCCUAGCCAAGGCAUCAGAGGAUGUACUGGUGCUGCCCGCGUGUGUUGUGAAUGGAACGGCUUACAGCAAGACUUUCCAAAUACUGUAUCGCAACGAGGAUGUCCAGAUCAAUGACAUGGUGCUGUAUCGGCUUCACACACUCGUCGACAGCUCAAAGAUAGAGGAAAGCCUUGAAAAACUUGAAUUACAGGUGGAAUUGGAGUUAUGGUUUUCAGAGGAAGAAAGUGGGCCUCAAGGCCUACAUGAAAAGAUGGAAUGUGUGUCCCAGCGUUCCCUACAUCUUCACUUCAGUCCAACGAAGGGGCUACAUCACCACAUCCCAGUCCUCUUUGACUACUUCCACCUGUGUGCCCUGGAAACCACCGUCCAUGGAACCCUCAUCGCAAUACACCAACCCUACAUUAGUGUCCCCAGACCUCAAAAGUCCAACAAACCAGCACCAGAGCCUGCCACAUUAGAGAUGGUGUAUUUUGGGAGUAGAACCAUCUCGGGGGAGCCUGUGUUUAGUGAUACCAUCAAGAUGCAUAAUGCCUACAAUGUACACAAGAAGCUGUGCACAAUCUUGCUGUCCACAUUUGAAUCUCUACAAUCCACAUUUCAGCUGUAUCUAUCCAAAAUCUCAGGAUCUCUAUUUAAACUAGAGCAGAAAAACUGUCAUGUAUGGCUGGAGACCUUAGUUAAUAACUUACAGAACUUUGACAAUGAGGAGGAUCUACUACAGACAGCCACCACAGACAUCACCCAGCUGUGUGCGGAGAAUGUGAUACUGUGGACACAGUUCCUAGAAAUUGUCUCCCUUGAUCAAUCUGUGAUGCAUUACCUGGCUAAGGAACACCACACAGCCAGGGUUAAACGAUUUGCUGAGGGAUUUUUUACUCAUGAUUAUCCAAAACCUGAAUGCCUCUCCUGUUAUGAACCAAGCUAUCAUGGUCAUGCUGAUCUGGCCAACAUGGUCCGUGAUUCACAGUAUUUCCGGAGCAUUCCAGCCCUGAGUGUAGAGUGUACAGAAAUGGAUGGUGAUAGUGACACUGUUCCGCUCAUAUUUGAAGAUAUCUACUGUGACCAUAUACCCAUGACUCUAGAUAUAGCCCGUGAUAGACCCUACAGUGCCUCAUCAAAGAAAGGAGAAAAAGUUGAAAAGCAGUCCUACAGAAAGACAGAGCCUCCUUUAUCUAGAAGUAGCAGUCAAGAUUCUCCACAGCUCAAGUUCAAGCACAAAAAGAAAUUCAUCAAGAACAUCCGACCUGAUGCCUUCCGCCGACCAUCAACAUACUCCUGCUCCGAGGCUGAAGCAAAAGGGAAAACGGUUGCUAAGGAUUGUCAACUUGUUGGUUACAGGAAAAAGGUCCCGGAAUUUGAGACAAGCUCAUCAUCCAGCUUUGACCCCAAAUCUGUGAUUGGUACUUUCAGUCCCAACUCAUCUGGGGACCAUGGCAACAUGCUGCUAACAAACUCUCUUUCAAUGCCCUCACUGAUGUCCAAAUCAAGUUGGAGUCGUGCUAGCAUUAACUCACUUCCAGAAUACAUGGACCGUGAGAAAACCCCAUAUGGCAGGAAAAGACAGAUCAAGUCAGAACUGUUUCCUAAAGGGGUGGUACAUUCUGACCCUGAUAUGAGGGGUCGCAUCCAGUAUGAGCAAGUGCACGGGGUUUCAUCUGUGUUAUCUACUUCAUCUAAGCAACAAGCAUGGGAAGAAAAGGAGUUAGAGGUUGAGUUGGCAGUUAAGCCUGUCCAAUUGCAAGGGGAAAAUAUGUCCUUCCCUCCCUCAAGGGACAAUGAUAAACAACUCCCUACCCCUCAGAGCUAUGAUAAACCUCUCCCUCCCCCAGUGGACAGUGAUAAAUGUCACCCCUCCACUGGAGACAGUGAUAAAUGUCAUCCCUCCACUGGAGACAGUGAUAGCGGACUAUCUAGUGCUGUCUCCAGUACCAUGUCUAUAACUGGGCACAUAGAAUCUACAGCAAGCACAACUAAAGGCAAGAAUGGCGGCAAAAACAAAUCCUCGCUGGACAGCACUGCCUUCGCCAGUCUAGCUAAUGACAUUACGAAAGCUUUAAACGAAAGUGAAAGUUGGUAUGUGACAUCGAAUGAAACAGACAAUGACGAUCAAAGUGAUGAUGAAACUUGUGUUGCUAAUGGCUUUGAUGACUUUUUAGAAAAUCCAUGUAGUUUAGAAAGUAAAAACAAUUCCUCAAAUAUACCUCAGGACAAAGACUCCUUUGAAAGUGCAAGUCUAGAUACGCGGAAGGUAUCUGAAGGCAACCCCCAACCUGACCUGUCCCAGCAGCUUGGUAUACAAACCCGCUCCUCUGAGGGUGCAGAGGAGGGGUCCACACCUAGUCUGUCCAAGGACAGUGGUAUUAUCACGCAGGACUACGAGGAGUCAGAUCUGGGGGAAGACAAAAUGACUGUGAUAGAAUUUUUGCGGACAGAAUAUGGGGGGGCAAAGCGGACAGAAUAUGGGGGGGCAAAGGGGAUGGGGCCUGGUGCCCCUGUCCGCCUCAGUCAGCGUAUGUCUCUCUCUACCACAACACAACAUCAACAGCGAGCAGCCAGCGACACAAACAUCCAUCAGAGUGCUGGAACGCCGACAACAUCGUCAGGGUCUGUGGAUACUGUUGUGUGUGAGGCACCAGAGCCUGCCUCUAACCAGGUAGUGACUCGACCCGUCGUGUCAUCAUUUUCUUUCCCAGAGCUCUCAAAGUAUGCAGACAAUGACCGCCCGAAGCUUGUCACACAAGUGGGAUUUUCAACCCUCAGUUUUAUAAGUUUAAGAGAAUCUCUUAAAAAACAGCUGAAGUUUGAGGGAGAGAUGUACAGCGAGGCUUCCACGCUGGCUUCCACCAUUCCAUACUUCCACACGCCGGAUGAUGUGGACUUUGGGGAAGGAGUACACUUGGUGGUGUGUGUUCACGGCCUGGACGGUAACAGUGCUGACUUGCGACUUGUGCGGACGUAUGUUGAGAUGGCUCUGCCAGGUUAUAGGAUUGAGUUCCUCAUGUCUGAACGGAAUCAGGAUACGUUUGCCGACUUUGAUUUGAUGACUGAUCGCCUGGAGUCGGAGAUAUUAUCAUUCCUAGAUCUGUACGGUAUCAACCCUUCUAAAGUCAGCUUUGUGGGCCAUUCCCUGGGUAACAUCAUUGUGAGAUCUGUGGUGUCACGGCCCAAGCUGGCCCACCUGGUGCCUAAACUUCACACAUUUUUGUCCCUCUCUGGGCCCCACCUUGGGACCCUGUACAACAGUAGUGGCCUAGUAAACAUGGGGAUGUGGUUUAUGCAGAAGUGGAAGAAGUCAGGAUCCUUGCUGCAACUUUCCCUUAAAGACCACAGUGACCCCCGUCAAUCAUUCCUGUACAAACUCAGUCAAAAAGCUGGUUUGGAAAUGUUCCGCCAUGUACUCCUGGUGGGAUCUUCUCAGGAUCGCUAUGUACCAUACCAUUCCUCUAGGAUAGAAAUGUGCAAGGCAGCUCAAAGGGAAAGCUCAGGAAUGGGUGCUAUAUACAGUGAGAUGGUAGCCAACAUCCAGACACCGAUAGUCAACAACCCCAAGUGUAAACUCAUCCGUUAUGAUGUCUUUCAUGCCCUCACCAACACAGCAAAUACAAUCAUUGGGAGGGCCGCUCACAUUGCUGUUCUCGACUCUGAAAUGUUCAUAGAAAAAUUCAUGACUGUAACAGGACUGCAAUAUUUCAAAUAGAUAAAUAGAGUUUACACUAUUCUGCAUUUAUAUUAAUCAAUUGAACCCAAUUAUGGAUUCAAAGGUCAAAAUAAGUAGGCACAGGCUUACUUUGUCGAUUUUGAGCCCAAAGUUUAAUAGUCCUACUUAAUGAAGCUUGACCUCAUUUGUUGUUAUUUUGAAGGUGAAUGAUCUUAAAUCCGUUUGUUUGUCUGGCUUUAGAGAGUUGAUUUUGGUACUGAGAUCAAUUUGAUUUAAUUGUUUUGUAUCUGUUUCUUUUCAAACUGAAAAUUUCAUUAUAUAAUUGUUGUGCCAACAAGAAAGGUGAAACUCAUAGUGCUUUAUACUGGUUAUCCUCAUUUAAUGUUUUAGUCGAGUAACAAUGUUACUGAUUGUUUCCCGUCAGAAAACAUUCUUUUUUUAAGGAAGCAUAAUUUGCAUUAAAACUGAUAAGUCAUUUUAAUGUCAAGUUUUAAAACAUUUUCCAAUAACCUUCCAACCAAUAAAUAGCAUGAAUCUUUAGAUUUAGUGAUUUUUAACAAGGCAGUAUAUUAACCUAGAGUAUAUAGAAAUGUCAGCUUGGAAAUGACAGAGGGAUGAUUCUGAAUCACGUGAAUCAAUCACUCUACACAUUCCAUGAUAAUGCAAUACACUUUGUCAGCAUAAUAAAUGCCAGCAGAUGAAAAAUCUAAUUAAUCGGUCUUUAAAUUUGUGAUCUCGGGACAGAUUUCAAACAAACGAUUGUAUGAGUGAUAUUAUAAUGCAAAGCAAAUGUGUGCAAAAAUGUUGUUGAUUUUUUAUGUUUAUUUUAUUUGUUAAAUUAAUAUGUACAUUAAUAUAUUAUAAGUGUGAAAUGAUGUGAACACAGAAGUCCUUGGAAUCUCACCCUCCAGAUACCCCUGUUAUUGUAUCGCUUGUUAAACUCAUAUCCACUUCGUUUGUCUUACCGGUAGUUUAAUUUGAACUUUUGUGGACUUGAUUUUUCCUGUCUAAUUAAAUUAUUGUUGUAUCUUUAUUUUCAUUCUCAAAAUUCCUGUCCUUCGGACCAACGUUUCAAAAUAUGCAUAAUAUGAGUUUUAAAACAUUGCAUAUAUAUUUUUCAUAUUGAUAGACACAUACUGACCAGCAUCCUUUAUUGCAUACACAAUUUUCUUCUACCAAGGAGUAUCUUUUUCCCAUGUUGGACAGCCCCUGAAUUUAUGCAACCAAUUUUGUGUGUAUGUGUUAGAUAUAUAUUAAAUGGCAAAAAAAAUGGUUCUUAUUUAUGUCUAAUUUGUGUUUGUUGUCACAAAUAAUAAGGACAUUUUUAAACGUUUUAGCAUCACCCUAAAAUCAAUCUCAAUAAGUUGGAAACCAGUCUUAUAUUGACUCAUUCAACCCUGAAAUUUCAUAAUGAACUAUUCCAGCCUGUGAAUUGGAAGAGUUCAAAUGUGUCUUCAGGGGUGAAUGACUGAACAGAGUCUAGAGUUAAAUCUGGGUAUGCAUGUAAGAUGCUGGAUAAAAGGAUCAAGAUCAGUUAUAUAGCAGAAUUUGUCAAAAAACACAAGUAGGAAUUUAAUUAUUUUGCACAUGUACCUGCUAUUCAAUUUUUGCUCAAUUUUUCACUACAUUUGCAUGCAUGCAUGGGCUGGGGUUUAUAUCAUUAAUUUGACCAUUUUUUUUUGAAGAUUUUUUAUUUAUUUAAGAUUUUUUUCUUAUAAAUGGAUCAUUAUUUGUUGCGUAGCAUUUUAGCUAAAACAAAUCAUUGAAAGAUUCAGUCUGUAAUAUUUGUUCGGUGAGUCAUUGGUACUGUUAAACUUGAAAAGUAACUUAUUUAGUAGGAAAAAACAUAACUACUUAUAUAACCUGUUUUAGAAUUAAGUCACUGGUAAUAGUCCAUUUUAAAUAUUAUAUUACGAUUAUUGAAUGAAAAUAUUAAAGUCUUGAAUUUUUGUGAAUAUUAGACUAAAAACUGAACAUUUCUUCAAUACACAUUGAAAUCCCUGUACAUUCAGAGGAACUUAUUUUCUAGUUAUGAUAUGGGAUUUUUUGGUCCAUUGUGUCCAGUGAAAAUUGAUCUACUUAAUAACAUAAUCAUUAUACUUACAGAUACAUAGAACAUAUUUAAUUUAACAAGGACUCUUAAUGAAAGACAUACUUGGUAGCAGAUCCGUCGGAUGUGAAGUACAUUGUAUUUAUGAUGUAAGCUGAUUAGGUGAUUUUGAAAAAUGAAAACGGAUUGGGACAUUUCAGAGCAGAGCUGGGUAACUAACUCACCAAAAUGUUAUUGCCCAAUGCAACAUGCAUAUUUCAUAAAGGGAAAUACCACGGGCCCUGUUUGUCAUCAGUGAAAGCAAUAUUGGCAACAAUUUGUUUUUUUCGUGCAAAUUAGUAAUGGGAACUUCAAAGCUUGUACUGUCAAACAUCAUCAUUAGACAUUAGUCAGUUUGUUUAAAAGUGGACAAAAAGUUUGAAUCGGGUGUUUAAUUAAGUAAUUCAUAUGUAGGAACAGACCUGGUUUUCUGGUGAACUGUUUCGUAGCAUUUUAUUAAAUCUUGCCUGACCUGUAGUCAUUGUGCUCAUUCACUUUCAUUUCCUUUGUAAAGUGUGAUGUGUACAGGUGGUUAAUGUUGUUCCAUCUUCAGGGGAAAUGUGCAAAGGAAGAGAAACGAAAACAGAUAUUAAUAUUUAGAAAUAGGUAUCAAUAAUGAAUUUUUUAGUAUUAAAAAAUGGUAGUAGGAUUUUUUUGUCCAUUAAAAUAGAUUCCACACAUGGGGUUUAUUAAUGACUUUAAAGCUGUAAAAAAAUGUUGAACAUUUUCCAUAAUAUUUUCCUUGGUAGUGAUUGGGUGUGUUUGGUAUCACAUGACAGAUGAUAAAACGUGAUACAGACCUGAGAAAGUGAUAGUAAUGGGUCAAUACCAAGUCUCCAACAGAAUUUGUUUACUUCGUGUUGAUAUAACAUGGUUCAUAAAAGGCAUGAAAAGUGCUAUAAUUGAGGCCAGUGCUUGAAAAGGAUUGUGAAUUAGUGUUUCCUGGAAUAGUGCUAGAAUUUACCCAAUAUUCUGUGAACAGUUUUGUAUUCCCUUCUUUGAAAGACUGUUUCAAAAUGUUAUGUUGAUAUGAAUUUAUCAUAAAAACUUCAUAAAUUGUUUUAAAUCUGUUGUAAUUGGUAUCAAUUUUAAUCUAUGUAACAUUACUUAUCCUUGAAUAAAAACAGAAAAUUUCAGCUACUUUUUCCAAAGAUUGGACCUGGAAAGUUGCAAGAAAGAACUAAAAAAAACUGCUAGAAAAGUUCUUUGGUUCUGUGCAGAAAAGUAAAUAUGAGGAAUGUAUCAAUGUCAAAGAACCUUGACUUUUUGUGUUUAGUUAGCACAUGGCUUUGAUUUUAAAGGAGGUAUGUCAUUGAUCAAUAUCACUCUUUUCUCGGAUGGAUAAUUGACGUCAACAGAGAUAAAAAAAAAUAUAAUACUGGUUUUCUCCUAGAAAUCUGAGAGAGAAAGCUCAAACCCUACAAUUACAUAUGUACAGGCAUAGCCUGUUUGUGUGGUUUAUAUAUGGUUCCAUCGACCUGAUCUAGUCCCUAUAUAUGUGACCUGCACCUUGUUAGAAUGUUAUUUUUGUAGAAACUGCCACCAUGUCUGUCUUUGGUGCUAUAUUGUAUACUGUCGUUGUUGAACAUCAAUGUUUCAUUCAACUUUACAAAUGACUAUAAGGAACUCCAAAGACUUCUUUCAAAAUAUCAAGACAUAUUCUUGGAUGUGCCGUUAUUUAUUUGAAAAUAUUUUUGUAAAGCAAAGUUACUUGAAAAAGUUCCAAUGUGUCAUUUUCAUCAUUAUGAACAUUUGCAAAAAUAGUCACUUCUUUUUCCUCACAAUUUGAGAAAAAUCCUUUUUGUAAUUUUUGUGUCCAUUUUAUCCCUAUUUGUCAUAUAUAUCACCAAAUUAAUUUUUACAUGUGAAGUUGUAUGUCUGAUAGAAUUCUGAUAUGUUGCCAGUAAAACAAGGCGUGAAAGAGUUUAUGUUGAUUGCACUUAUUAUAUCACACAUUUUACUCAACAAAGAUUUUGUGCAAAUUUUACGUAUAUUUACCAGUGCCCUUACUUCUAGGUUGGAUGUGUUUGAUGAGGUUGAACUCUUGGUAGACAGGUUUAAAUGGAUGUUUAGUGGUAGAAGGAUCAGAUAUAUGUCCCUUCAUCAACAACACCAAACUGAUUUAUACAUGCUGUAGUUUUAAUUUAUAGUUUGUCAUAUACAUUUUGUGAUUUAUAAACUUGGAGUGCUUAUAA